This is a messenger RNA of Neocloeon triangulifer, 1152 nucleotides long. RefSeq lists its product as uncharacterized. The coding region runs from base 191 to 1150 and encodes 319 amino acids. NCBI's taxonomy places the organism in Eukaryota, Metazoa, Arthropoda, Insecta, Ephemeroptera, Baetidae. The transcript has 6 exons. The record is from RefSeq and is a predicted model, not a curated record.
AUGAGCAGUGACCUGAAUUUCCUUGCCUCCGAAAAAAAUGAUGCUUGACGGAAAAUUGAAACAAUAUUUAUUUAAUCUACUAACUAAAGUUUCCAGUAUGCCGUACAGAUAAAUUUAAAAACGUUCAUUUUCAAUCUCAAAUAUUUUAUUUGAAAAAUUGAUUGUUUUCUAUUGCAGUACUAUAAAGAUAAUGCUUCACGGUCACAAACUGAUCAGUAGAAAAAUCAAAUUUAUUUGUGUGUGUGGAGGAAUUCUGCUUGUCACAAUUAUUUCACAAUUGCACAAAAAAGGAUUGAGUUUUUCAUCCACCUGCAGUCUAAAGGCAACUAACCGUGGGCCGCACCAGUUCGUCGUUUCCUUCUCCUAUUUUGGCGAAAAUGAUUCCGAGGCAAAGGGAUAUUUUGAAGGAAUUUCUGCCAAUGCCCAUCUCGUCCAGAAAUUUUACCCCGGCUGGGUGAUACGUGUUUAUCACGACAUUAGCCAGAGAGGAACACGAAAAGAUGAUUUGGACAAAUUGGAGGAAAAAUUCGGCGACUGGGUCGAUUUUUGUUUCGUGGGAGAAGUGCCUGGAUUUGGAAACUUACUGAGGGCGCAACAAAAUAUGUGGCGGUACCUGACGUUGUCAGAUCCACUUGUGGACUUUUCGCUUUUUCGCGAUCUUGACAGUUUCAUUAAUGAUCGAGAGGAGAAAGCAGUUCGUCAAUGGCUAGCUGGGAAUUACGCUUUACACAUAAUGAGGGACAAUCCAUACCAUGGCACCGAAAUUCUUGGAUUUAAAAAAUUCUGUUUAAUAGGCGGAAUGUGGGGUGCUCGAAUGGAUUUAGGGCACAGAAAAAUUUGGAGCGACUCGCUCAUCAACAUGUUAAAAUAUGGUAGGGAAGCUGGCGAACUAAAAAUGGACCAGGAAGCACUCGGCAUGUUUAUUUGGCCACACGCAGUGAACAUCAAAGGUUUUGCGCUUCAACAUGACAGCUACUUUUGUGAAAAUCCUGAUUUUCAACUCGCUGGCAAAAUUUUGCCCUUUCCGACCUGCAGAAAUGAAUCUGAGGUUCUAAAUUUUGUUGGAUCUCGGCGGCAUGUAGACAAAGAGCCAAUGACAAACAAGUGCCCAGAGGCGUGCAGACUGAAUAAAAAUUGCACUUUUUGCUGAUA